This is a messenger RNA of Scheffersomyces amazonensis, 1248 nucleotides long. RefSeq lists its product as uncharacterized. Gene Ontology annotation, molecular function: sulfonate dioxygenase activity. Gene Ontology annotation, cellular component: cytoplasm. The record is from RefSeq and is a predicted model, not a curated record. The transcript has a single exon. Gene Ontology annotation, biological process: sulfur compound catabolic process. Lineage: Eukaryota; Fungi; Ascomycota; Pichiomycetes; Serinales; Debaryomycetaceae. Bases 96 to 1244 code for a protein of 382 amino acids.
CUGCUAACAUCGCCUUGUAGAUUCACGUAUAAGUUUAAUAUUAUUUAAGUAACAAGUAAUAAUAAUAAUAAUAAUAAUAAUUAAUCAUAACCAAUAUGAGUCCUGUACCCGCUGCAACCAGAUAUGACCCUUCUCAAUUCAAUCCUGAACAUAACUCCAAGACUGAAAGUGGAGCAUUUACUAUCAGCAAAGAAAAUAGACAACAAGCUAAGUAUCCUGAAUUUUUACCUACAUGGAAUCCUAACCAAAAGUUCCCACCAUUAGAAUUCUUUGAAUUUCACGAUAAGGGAUUAUUAGCAGAUGCUAACUUAUCUAACUUAUUUCCUAAAAAUGGAAAUCAUCAAGUCAAGAGUGUGACUCCGAAACUUGGAUCUGAAGUUAAAGGUGUUCAAUUAUCGCAAUUAAGUGAUGAAGCAAAGAAUGAUUUAGCAUUAUUUGUGGCUCAAAGAGGUGUAGUCAUUUUUAGAGAUCAAGAUUUUAGUUCAUAUGGUCCUGAAUUUGCUGUUAAUUAUGGAAGCUAUUUUGGUCCACUUCAUAUUCAUCCAACUUCUGGAUCUCCUGAGGGAUUCCCCCAAUUACAUAUUACUUUUAGAGGUGCUUCUAAGAAGGAAUUAGAGAGUGCAUUUGAAUCUAGAACAAACAAUAUUGCUUGGCACUCCGAUGUUUCUUAUGAAUUAAAUCCUCCUCAAAUUACAUUUUUUUCUGUUUUAGAAGGUCCAGAGGCAGGUGGAGAUACUAUAUUUGCUAAUACAGUUGAAGCAUAUAAGAGAUUGAGUCCUGCAUUACAAGCAAGAUUAGAAGGAUUACAUGUUUUACAUACUGCAGAAGAUCAAGCAGAUAUUAAUGCCGCUGCCGGAGGAAUUGUUAGAAGAAGUCCAGUAUCAAAUAUUCAUCCAUUAGUUAGACAACAUCCAGUUACUAAAGAAAAACAUUUAUUCUUAAAUAGAGAGUUUGGUAGAAAAAUUGUUGAAUUAAAGGAAGAAGAAUCAGAUGCUCUUUUAGAAUUUUUAUUCACCCAUGUGGAACAAGCUCAUGAUCUUCAAUUAAGAGCCAAAUGGGAACCAAAUACCGUAGUAUUAUGGGAUAACAGAAGUACUGUUCAUUCUGCUGUCAUUGAUUGGGAUACUCCUUCACUUAGACAUGCCUUUAGAAUUAGUCCUCAAGGUGAAAGACCUGUUGAAGAUGUAAAACAUUUGAAUGAUCCUAACUAUUUAGCUGAAAAGUACCUGUCAAUUAGGAGAUAAAUCC